Messenger RNA from Caenorhabditis angaria, 3294 nucleotides. The record is from the annotation of a GenBank genome assembly. NCBI's taxonomy places the organism in Eukaryota, Metazoa, Nematoda, Chromadorea, Rhabditida, Rhabditidae.
AUGUCAAACAAAUCGAUCAACAAGUUGGAUAAGGCAUCUUCAGAUUCGAAAAAUUGGUUGGAAUUGCCACCUGAAAUGAGAGCAUGGACAAUUGAAAAAAUGGAUGGAAAAACAUUGUGCCGAUAUUCACAAUGUUCGAUUUUAAGUCGUGCGGAGGUUCGAAAAUCACGCAUUUUCAUGAGUAAAUUAUUGAUUGAUGAAUGUCCUUCCCUUGGUCAUUAUGACUUAUCGAUUUUCCAUGGCUCAAAACCAUUCAAUUAUAAAAUCAAAUUUAUCGAUGUUCACCGACACAAUUGGAUUCCAAAACUGAAGGACCAAACCGUUGUAUUACAUAUAAUGUUAGUUUUUUGUUAUAAUUUUUGAAACCCAAAGCAAACCUUGCCCUUUGAGUCAAAAAUGAAUAUUUGCAGAGAAUCGAAGAAAGAUGGAGAAGAUGAAGGAUCUGGUGAAAAUGGAAUUGUUAAAAAGUCCGAAAUUGUUGAUGGAAAAGCAAGAGAUCUUCGAAAUCAAUAUGCUUUCAAUCAUUGUGAAAAAUAUGAGAACAAUAUUCGGAAUAUAACAAUUAGAGUGAGCAUUUAUUUUAUUUAUCUGGAAUCAUCAGUGAAUGCCAUUUUCAGGGGAAUUCGUUGGAUGGAAUCAAUUUGAAAUGUUUGAAAAAGCUCGAAAAAAUUGAUAUCAACUUAUGUCGCACAGAUGUUGUCAAAGCCGGAAUCUUCGACUUGAAUCAAGUGAGUACUAUUUGCUUUGAAAAAUAUUGUUCUUUUAUACAAAUUCAAUCAAUAUUUUAGUUGAUGAAUGUUCCAAUUUUGGAAUCGAAAAAAAUGGUUUUCACAUAUGAUGAAUUUUUGCUGUUCAAUGGAAAAGUUGGUCACAUAUCAAUGGAAAUUUUCGAGGAGAAAUUGUUGACUCAAUAUUUGCAAUUAUUGCAGACAACCGAAGUUCAUAAAAAUGUGAAAUUUUUAUCCAUUAUUAUAACUGGUUCGAACAAUCAAAUUCCAAGUUUCGAAUAUAUAAAAACACUGCAAAAACAUUGGAAAGUAUCUCGCACUGUGACCAGGUGAGAAAGAACAUUUUAAAGUAGUCAAUAAUUAUGUAUUUCUAGCAACUUCUUUUUACAGUGAUUAUGUACUUGUUCAACUCAAAAUUUCGGCGCAAUUUCGUAUUUAUAUUUCGUAUUUUCUCGUUUGAUGGACGUUUCGCUUUUAUUUAUAAAAAAUGAAAAUAUUGAUCAGCCAUGAACAACUUCAAAUUUAAUUUAAUUUCUUGUGAACUAAUUUUAUUUAUACACUUAUCAAUGAAAAUUAUUAUGUUUUGAUAUUUGUUUUAGUGUUUUAUUAAAGUGUUAAAUUUCAUUUCAAAAAUAUUGUGAAUUGAUAUUUACAGGAACUCCCGCAUUUUUAGAGUUUUAAUUUUUCUUGAUAUAUCGACCCAAAUCUGAUAUUCAUGUCGGAUCACGUUUUUAAAGUCGAAGCUGGUUUUAUUUGAAAAUUUAAAAUUUUCUUAUCUUGGUUCUGCUGAGAUAUCUCAAAAUUCGGUUUGUUUAAUAAACUUCCUAAUUUCAGGUUCGAGAUGUCUUUGCGAACAGAUCUUCAACUCGAUUUAGAAGUCACAAAUCCAACUUCUGCUCCGAAAAAUUGGUUGGAUUUGCCACCAAAAACACAUAAACAAAUUGUCGAUCGAAUGAAUCAACAAACGUUGUGUCAAUUUUCGGGAAGCUCAAAAUCGUGUCUCGAAUUGGCGAAAACUACACGACGUUUAAUGAGUAAAGUUGAGAUUUCUGGAGACGAAGAUUGUUGUGAAUUAUCGAUUGGACAUGAUGGACAUGAAAAAUCAUUGAAUUAUCAAUUGCAAUUCCUCGAUGUUUCUCAAAGUGCUUUCCAACAAACUGUUUUAUUAUAUAAAACGUAGGUUUUUUGGGGGCGGAGACUCAAAAAUCAAAUUUUCCUGCAAGUAUGCCAACGGAUAGAAAACCAUUUUCAAAUUUUUUAAAUAUAAAUUGUAAUUUCGGAUAAAAUUACAAAUCUGUUUCUAUAUAUCAAAUUGAUGACUGAAUACUAAUAUCGUAGAAUUUGAAAAUGAUUUAAUUUAUCUACGAAAAUAGAAAAAUGAUAAAGCACGUGACACGACCAAUUAAUUAAAAAAAAGCGUGAAUGCCUUUUUAAUAUCAUAUUUCUAGAAUAAUUUCUGUCUAUUUUAUUCGAACAAAUCUGAAAAAAUUCAAGUUUCAAAAUUAUGAAGCUCAUUCAAAUUCAAGUUUGCCAUAAAAAUUGAAAUCUUCAGUUUUCACAAAGUUGUGAAAGACGACGGAGAAGAAGAAAUGCGCAUUGAUGUGAAAACUUCGGAAAUUCUGAAUGGAACACCAAGUGAAAAUCUCAUCAAAUACCUCAAAAAUCACUGUGAAAAACAUGAAGAUUGUAUUCGAAUAAUCAAAUUUGAUGUAAGUUGGAAAACAUUGUAAAUAUAACAAAAAAUAACCGUUUCAUUCAGAUCUGGUCGUUUUUUUUGGAUAAUCUGGACUUAAAAUUCAUGCGAAAUCUGGAGGAAAUUAAUCUCUCAUAUGUUGAGAAAGAUUGGAUUGAAUGUGGAAUUUUUGAUAUUAAUCAAGUGAGUUAUUUUUAUUUUUUUUUAAACUAAAAACUAAAUGUAUUCCAGAAAAAAAUUAUAUUAGGUAUUAAACAAAAUAAUUUAUAGUUACUCAAUGCGAAAGUUCUCGAAGCCUCCAAUCAAACUUUUACUAUCGAUCAAGUUGCCAAUUUCAAGGGUAGACAUGCGCACAUGAGAAUUGAAACAUUUGGUAUGGAAGAAUUACUAGCAUUGUUGAAUUUAUGGACCACAAAUUUACACGAGAAUAUAUUCGAACUUGAUUUGAGUGUUUUGGAUCCCAGUUUUGUGAACCCGAAUGAAGAAGAUCUCGAGAAAUUAUCAAAUGUUUAUAAAAUUGAAACCAAGGUUUUCCCGUAAGUUAUUUAAGUUUCUGCAAAACAAUAGGGAUUUUGAAUGGAAUUGAUACGAUCGGCCAAGCCCGAUUAACGAGAUGAUCUGUGAUGCAUUUUGAUUUUUUUAAUGAACAUUUCAAAUUUUCUGAAUGAAAAGAAAUUGAAGACACCGGGAACCCGAAAUUCAUUGCUCAAUAAUCGAAUCUCACCCCUCCCCCUCACAAAAAAUAUUGAUAAAAAUACCUCCUAACAAAUUAAUUUUUAAAGGGGUUCGUGCUGCAUUUCCAUCGAAACUCAUAAUGGCACUUUGAAAAUUAUCUACUUCGGAAACAAUCGAGUCACACUUCGUCACUUGUAA